This is a messenger RNA of Chlamydomonas reinhardtii, 1774 nucleotides long. RefSeq lists its product as uncharacterized. The coding region runs from base 57 to 713 and encodes 218 amino acids. Lineage: Eukaryota; Viridiplantae; Chlorophyta; Chlorophyceae; Chlamydomonadales; Chlamydomonadaceae. The record is from RefSeq and is a predicted model, not a curated record. The transcript is spliced from 6 exons.
GUGAUACUGCAACCCGAACAUUCCAACGCCCCGAGCAAAUCACCUUGAGCCCCGCAAUGGUGCACCUCAGCCUCUGGCGCCCGAGCCCUGCCGAUGAGCGACGCGUCAAGCAGGAGGGAUCUAGGAGCAGCUGGAACUACGCACGUGACCUCGUAGGGAAGACCAGGGAGCCCGCCGCCGUUCAGGCGCUCGCAAAACAGGGCUGGAUCAUUGACUCGGUCAGCGUCAAGGUUGGCGAGGGCGAGAAGGCGUACAAAGCUGCGCGGGCGUGCCUGCAGCGCUGGGGCCAUUUCCAGCUGGGUUGGUCAAAUGUGGACCCUCACACUGGCGUGUCGGAGGGUACAGUGCUGGCCGUAACAUCUAAAACCCUGUUCCUGUGGAACUGCAACCCGCUUCGCAUUGUGUACAACCAGCAGCAGGAGCCGCCGAAGCUCCGGCUUCCCUGGGCGCCGCGUCCCGCCCAGAGCUUCCGCUUCGCUCACGGCUGCCUGGACGGGCACAUGCUGACUGGCGAGGAGAGCUUCAGUGUGGAGAUGCGGCCAGACGGCAGCGUGUGGUAUGACAUCCUGACGUUCUCCAGGCCGCUGCACCCGCUGGCAGUUGGUUUCUUCCCACUCACGCGCUUCUUCCAGCAUAAGUUUGGACAGGAGUCGGCUUCGGCCAUGGCCAGGGCUGUGCGCGAGCAGACGGCUGGCACUGCGCCGUCAAAGUGAGGCCUAGGUAACCGGGUCGUGUUCUACGCCGGCACAGUCCGGGUGGAGGCUGACAACUAAUGGAAGUGGCACAGCAGUGACGUUGAUGCAUACUUGCGUCUCCGGACAGGAAUUUAUGGGGCCACAUGAAAUGAUGUAAAUGCUCAUGCUCGGGGUAUCACGUUGCGGGCCAUGAAUUGCGGUGCUAGGCAGUAUGACUUGCUAUGGUGUGUGGAAAGCAGGGGGAAGCCUUUUCAGUUUAUCAGUUGCUGAGCUUAUGUGGGUGAUAGGCUGCACACUGUGUGUCAUCUGCUCACCUGAUUGCUGGUUGCACGGUUGAGUUUGCGCGCAAGGCACUCGCAAAGGUACGGCUUGCUAGAGAGUAUCGAACACAGCACAUGAGCGGAGAGGUGUGAGAGACCCAGGUGUUCUGGCUGUUUUGAGAGCUGGCGACCGCCGCGCUCUGUGGUACUGACUAAUCGACCGAAGAGAGCACAGUUUUGUCAACCAAGCACAGUAGUCCUGAAUAACGGAAGGUUGCCGUAUGGUUACACGCCAUAUUCUUAAGGCCGGGGGACUGGUGCACUGAACCAGGGUGGCCAGUGGCGGGUAGGGUUAUUCAGUUUCAUUGUGUGUGGAGCUGGUGGCAAGGUGGCGGUGCCGGUGGCGGUGGCGGUGGUAUUGAUAAUGGGGCGGAGCAAGUGGACGGAGUAGGAAGAGAAGGAGCGGACGAGCGGUUCCCGACUGCACAUCAUGCCGUUCGGGCGCAAGCCCAUGGUGUGAGGAGCUGACAGACCUGCGUUCAGCGCUAGCCCUCUCCCACUGUUCCGGCCAUCGCCUGUACGAAGCGUGUGCCAAACACAUUGCUGCUGCGUAUAUAUACGAGCUUUCGUAGUUUGGCAGGUACCAGUGGAUGACCGGUGCUCAUGUGCGUAAGUCUGGGAUGGCAGCGUAGUACCCGCAUCGGACGCUGGUGAGAAGCAGUGAAGCACCUGUAGCUCCGCCAGCCCCAAUGCCAUGAGCACAAGCAGGGCUUGCAUCUUCGGGAAGCGGCAAGGACUUGCCCUCAAUAUAGGCCCUCA